This is a messenger RNA of Adineta steineri, 2481 nucleotides long. The record is from the annotation of a GenBank genome assembly. Lineage: Eukaryota; Metazoa; Rotifera; Eurotatoria; Adinetida; Adinetidae.
AUGGGCCAAAAACUUCUUUUAAUCAUCGGUUUAUUUGCUCUUGCACACGCCGGUUAUUCAGCUGCACAACAUCGUGUAUACGUUCGUCUAACUGAACAACAAUUUGAACGUUUACCAGCUGAUAUUAUUGUUCAAACAUUAAUUGCAUUUCUUGCUUGUUGUAUUGGUACAGUACAAUUAUUUGGUAAAUUCAAACCAAUACUUAUAACAGCUGAAUGGCAAAAUAAAACUUGGGAUACAAUUGGAAAUCGUCCAUCAUUUAUGACAUUUAAUCAUCGUGUUUGUGUUGAUAGCUUUGAAUCAGCUUUAGCUGCUGUUCAGGGUGGUGCUCAACGUAUUGAAUUAUGUAGUUCACUUGAUCAAGGUGGUUUAACACCAUCACUUGGUUUAUUAACAUUAAUUCGUCGACAUUUACCAUCAGAAUUAAUUAUAUUUGUUAUGAUUCGUUGUCGUUCAGGAGAUUUUGUUUAUGAUAAUAAUGAAAUAAAUGUUAUGAAAGAAGAAAUUCGUUCAUUUAUACAAUCAAAUCAACGUAUCGAUGGUUUUGUAUUAGGUUUACUUAAUCCUGAUGGUACAAUUGAUAUUGAAAAUUUAAAAAGUUUAAUUGAACAAAUUCCAAAAGAUUAUUCAUUAACAUUUCAUCGUGCAUUUGAUUUUCUUGCUAAAUGGCAAAAAAGUAUUGAUCAAUUAAUUGAACUUGGUUUUCAUCGUAUUUUAACUAGUGGACAAGAAACAACUGCAUAUUAUGGAAGAAAAUCUAUACGUCAAAUGAUUAAUUAUGCCGAUAAUCGUAUUAUUAUCUUGCCUGGUUGUGGUAUAAAUGUAACUAAUCUUGAAUCAGUUUUACGUGAAACAGGUGCAAAAGAAUUUCAUUCAUCAGCACGUAUACGUAAACCAUCAAAAAUGAUUUAUAAAAAUUUUCAAAAGAGAAUUUCUUUAAAUGGACAAGCUAAUGAUGAUGAAGAUAAUUCAAUUCAAGUUACAGAUAGAGAAAAAAAACAAAGAGGCUCAUUUGCAUAUUAUCAUAGUGAUUCAAUCGAAGAACCACCAGAUGAACCCGUAUAUGAAGAACAACGACUUUCAUCAUAUGAGGCAACAAAGAUUUUGCGAACACAUGAAGCUAGUAUUGAUCUCGAAGCAAAUUGUCCUGUAAAAUAUUAUGAAGUGAAUUAUCUUGGCGCUAAUAAUCCGCCGGAGGAUCGACAAGCUCAAGCUCGUAUACGUUCUAUUGAUUCGUACAUGUAUCUUUUCGGUGUUUUUGAUGGUCAUGGUGGUCCUUGGUGUUCGGAUGCUGUUGGGCAAUCUCUUUUCGAAUAUAUUGCUGUUUCAUUACAUUCACCGGAUGAAUUAGAACCUAUACUACGCAAAGGUAAAACUAUGACAAAUAGCAAUAAAAAUUCUAGUCAAAAUUCACGCAAUAUUUCAUCAUUACUUCUACGUUCAUAUUAUAAUGCAUAUAAAGAUGCACGCAAUUCAAAAACAAAAGAAGUUCAUCAAAAUAAUUUAUUAAAACAUAUUGAAGAAGUCUAUACAUCAUUCGAUAAUGAUAAUACGGAUAUAAUGAGUGCAUUAGAAAGUGCAUUCAUUAAAUUAGAUCGAGAUAUAUGUACUGAAGCAAUACCAAAUGCGGCAGAAGAAAUGAAUGAAGAUUUAUUACAUAUAAGUACUGCUGGUUCAUGUGCAUGUGUUGCAUUAGUUAAAGAUGCUGAUCUUUAUAUCGCUAAUUGUGGUGAUGCACGAGCAAUUCUUGGUACAAUUGAUGAUAAUGGUAAUCCAUCUGUUGUAUCGCUUUCGAUUGAUCAUAAUGUACGUAAUGAAAAUGAAGUUAAACGUAUUUUAUCUGAACAUCCAUCAAAUGAAUCACAUUCAGUAAUUCGUAGUGAUCGUUUACUUGGUUUAUUAAUGCCAUUUCGUGCAUUUGGUGAUAUACGUUUAAAGUGGCCAAUAAAUUCUCUUCGAGAAUAUUUACAACCUUAUUAUAAAAAAGGAGAUGCUAUACCACAAUUUUAUUUUACACCGCCUUAUUUAACUGCACGACCUGAAAUUACCAAACAUAAAUUAACUAAAAAAGAUAAAUUUCUUGUUUUAGCAACUGACGGCCUUUGGGAUUUAUUAUCACCAGAAAAAGUUGUUGAACUUAUAUUUAAUCAUCAGAAAGGUAUACAAAGUUUUGAUCGUUUUAUAUUAAAUAAAACUGGAACGAAGAAAUCAUCAUUAAAAUUAAAAGAAAUAAGUGAAUUAUUAACUGCACGACAACAGGCAAUCAAAAAUCAACCAAUAGAUCAAAAUUCUGCAACUGAUUUAAUUCGUCAUGCACUUGCGUUUACAUCUAAAGGACAAUUUGAUAGUAAACUCUUAUCGGAUGUAUUAACAUUUCCUAAUCCACGCUCAAUUCGUGAUGAUAUUACAGUAACAAUUGUUUAUUUCGAUCAAGAUUAUAUUGAUCAAAUUGAUACAAAAGAAAAACAAACUGGAAAAUAA